UAAAAAAAAAAUGAGAAACUUACACUCUUACUCUAUAUUUAUUUUUAUUAUAUUUAUAAUUAUUAAUUGUGAUAUAAGUUGUUGCCAAAGUAUAACUACUAAUCUGCCUACGAUUUCAACGAGUCUAUCAUCGAUUUCUAUGAGUCCAUCAUCGAUUUUAACGAGUCCAUCAUCGAUUUCAAUGAGUCCAUCAUCGAUUUCAACGAGUCCAUCAUCGAUUUUAACGAGUCCACCAUCGAUUUCAACGAAUCCAUCAUCGAUUUCAACGAGCCCAUCGUCGAUUUCUACGAGUCCUUCAUCAAUUUCUACUAGCCCAUCAACAACUUCAACUAUUUCAUCAACAACAAUAAGUCCUUGUCAAGGACAAUACGGAAGAACAGCUAACACAACCGACCCAACAUGUCAAGCAUACAUGAUCUGCGUCCCAAAUGGUACGAGUUACACAAUAUACAGAAUGAAAUGUCCCAAUACUCUUGUGUUCAGACCAACAACCAAAACAUGUGUCACUACUGCGAUGUAUACGUGCAUACAAAUAAGUUAAAACAUUAGUCUAAUAAAUAAAAUUAAAAAAUAUAUGUAUAUAUACAUAAUAUUAAAUUAUUUAUUGAUCAAAAUAUACAAUAAAAUUAACAAUCGUCAUUAGUAUUUCUUAAAACAG
Messenger RNA from Microplitis mediator, 658 nucleotides. RefSeq lists its product as uncharacterized. The transcript has a single exon. The record is from RefSeq and is a predicted model, not a curated record. Gene Ontology annotation, molecular function: chitin binding. Gene Ontology annotation, cellular component: extracellular region. NCBI's taxonomy places the organism in Eukaryota, Metazoa, Arthropoda, Insecta, Hymenoptera, Braconidae. The coding region runs from base 11 to 541 and encodes 176 amino acids.